UCAGAUGCAGCGGGCAACCUCCUUUACGGAGAUCAGCCAAUUUCCAACCAACCUUAUGGACUAAUGACUACAUACAGUCACUCACAAGUGACCACUCGAUGGAUGAGCAGAAUGCUGCAAGGAUAAGUAACUUGGAGAAGGAAGUUGUGAAACUGAUACAGGAGGAGAAGGAACUUGAGGACCAGCUUCACCUAAUCGAUCACCUACAGCAGCUUGGCGUGGCAUAUCACUUUAAAGAUGAUAUUAAGGAUGCUUUAGGGAGCAUUCAUGGAUCCCUGGAAGACACAAGCAAGCUGCUGAAGGACAAUCUCCAUGCAACAGCAUUUCUCUUCAGGAUUCUCAGAGAAAAUGGUUUCGAUGUUUCUGAAGAUAUGUUCAGCAGAUUCAAAGAUGAGAAGGGCCACCUCAAAACUUGCCUCCAGCAUCAGACUAAAGGAAUGCUGAGCUUAUAUGAAGCUUCCUACCUUGGAAAGGAGGGGGAGUUUGUACUGAUCGAAGCCAUGGACUUCACGACAAAGCACCUCAAGAAGCUCAUGGAAGAGGGAUCACUUGAGCCUCGUUUCAGGGAACAUGUGGCCCACGCCUUGGAGCUUCCAUUGAAUUGGAGGAUGGAAAGGAUACACACCAGGUGGUUCAUAGAAACAUGCCAAAGGGAAGCCACCAUGAACCCUCUUCUACUUGAAUUGGCUAAGCUGAACUUCAAUAUGAUCCAGAGCAUGCAUAAGAGAGAACUCAAAGAAGUGUCGAGGUAA
This is a messenger RNA of Musa acuminata AAA Group (dessert banana), 752 nucleotides long. Its product is annotated as monoterpene synthase 8, chloroplastic-like. Bases 99 to 752 code for a protein of 217 amino acids. Gene Ontology annotation, molecular function: terpene synthase activity. The transcript has 3 exons. The record is from RefSeq and is a predicted model, not a curated record. NCBI's taxonomy places the organism in Eukaryota, Viridiplantae, Streptophyta, Magnoliopsida, Zingiberales, Musaceae.